This is a messenger RNA of Cataglyphis hispanica, 2178 nucleotides long. RefSeq lists its product as uncharacterized. Gene Ontology annotation, molecular function: long-chain fatty acid-CoA ligase activity. NCBI's taxonomy places the organism in Eukaryota, Metazoa, Arthropoda, Insecta, Hymenoptera, Formicidae. Gene Ontology annotation, biological process: long-chain fatty acid metabolic process; fatty-acyl-CoA biosynthetic process. The record is from RefSeq and is a predicted model, not a curated record. The coding region runs from base 170 to 1843 and encodes 557 amino acids. The transcript is spliced from 8 exons.
GACGUUGAAGCUUAUUGAGUUAUGACGCAGUUAUUCAAGGUAAAACAAAUAGCGCUAUUACUUUAGACAGAAAUAAAGUGAGUACAAAAGUCUGAACUUUCAACACUUAUUGUUAAUUCAAUAAAAUAUUAAAAAAGCUGAAGAAGAAUUGAAUAUAAUAAUUGGAAAUAUGGAACGUUUUAACAUAAAUGAUAUAUUUUAUAGACAAGACAAUAUUUUAAUUGGACCAAAAACUUUCUUUCCAGAAAAAGAUUGUAUAAAUAUCGGAAAUAUAAUUUUACAAUCUUUUAUGUCUAACCCGAACUUCAUUGGUCAGGUAGAUGCGGAGACAGAAGAAGCAAAUACAUUUCAAGAAAUGAGAGAGAAGAGCGUGAAAUGUGCAUUAUGGAUGCAAAAAUUGGGUAUUCAAUCGAAUGAUGUAAUAAUGAUAUGCACAAACAAUCGAUUAGAUGCUUAUAUACCGUUUCUAGCGACUUUAUAUAUCGGCGCUAUUGUUAGUCCAUUGGAUCAGAUUUUUAACAUAGACAAUUUGGAUUACUUUUUGGAGCAAGUGAAGCCGGCUGUGCUUUUCAUCAACGAAGAAUUUUAUAAAGAAGCUCGCGAUCUUGUAAAUAAAUUUAAACUUUUUAAUGACAGCUCGCUCCUAAUAAUAAUCAUAGCUUUUUCCAAUAAAAAUGUACAAACUACAAAUGAAGAUUUCUUAACUCUGGAAAAAAUUCUGAAUCUCAACUACGAUCCGUUUAGUAUUGAACACUUUUCCUGCGCAAAAGUGAUGAAUAUGAAGUCAACUGCGAUGAAAUUGUUUACUUCAGGCACAACUGCUUUUCCUGCACAAAUAGACAUUCCUCAUUCAGCUUUCAUGGCUCCAUCAAGUCAACAAGCACCCAAUAUGUUUAUAAAUGAUAUCGCUCUGUUGUUCGAAUCUUUAUGUUAUAUCAAUGGCAUAUUCAUAACUAUUCAGGCUAUUCUUUUGCACGUAAAGAUAAUCAGAAUUAAAUCGCACUUUACCGCAGAAAAAACAUGUCAAGCAAUAAAAAAGUACAAGGUAUCGUGGAUUUUUCUUGAAACUAAUAUGUGCACUCAAUUAAUUAAGUCUUACCAACUUUUAAGAUAUAAUAUCACUUCUUUAAGGACACUUGUAUUCAGCGGUUCAACUGCCAAUUCACGCAAAAUUCAUUUUGAUCUCAGAAUAUUGCUACCUAAUGUUUUUAUUCUUCAAGCAUACAGUCUAACUGAAACAGGCAUCAUCGCUUAUCAGCGACAAUCAGGGAAAAUGGGAUCUUGUGGUUACGUAAGUGCAAAUGUUCAAUUAAAGAUAGUCGACUUAAAUUCUUUAAAUAAAGGGCAGUUACAAGGUCCAUGCAAGUAUGGUGAGAUUUAUUGCAUUUCUCCCUAUAUGUUGACAGCAUCUAAGACUCAAGAUUCUCACGAGGAAUUCGGCAUUUUAGACUGGUUCAGGACCGGAGAUAUGGGUUUUUAUGAUGAAGAUGGAGAUAUAUUUAUCAUUGACCGAAUCAAUCAACUUUUGGAAGUCCAAAAUUAUAUAAUUUCACCAACUUUAAUUGAAAAUUUAUUACACUUUAAUAUGGCGGUGUUUGAAACAAUUGUAAUCUGUGUGUCGAUCAAUAAUAAAAAACACGCAAUGGCGCUUGUUAAGAAGAUACCUGGAAUGAAGGUGACAGAAAUGGACAUAAGACAAUUUGUGUUAGAAAACCUGGGUUAUAACAAUCAUCUUCCACUCGUGUUGUUCCUUGAGUAUUUACCGCACUUUUCUAAUGGAAAAAUCAAUCGCAGGUUUCUUUCUAAUGGAAUACGUUGUGCAUUAAUUUCUAAAAUACUAUAAUAAUUUCUAAUUAAUUUGUCAGUAAAGCAUUAUGAUGUAAAUAAAUCUAUCGUAGCAAAAAAUAGUCGUGAAUACAAAUAUAAAAUUAUAAAACAUGUUCAAAUCAUCAUUAUUUAAAUAUGUACGCCAAGAUGUAAGAUCAAAUUAUACGAUGAUACAAUAUUUUUGCAUAUUUAAUAAAAAAUGUAAUGUAUAUGUACUAAAUUUUAUAAAUAGCAUAAAAUAUUUUUCACUAAGAAUAAAAAAUUUAACGUUUUACGCAACAUUAUAUAACUAAAUUCAAGUAAAUUUGAUCAAGCUGCAAUCUUGAAGCAAAAAGAAAUUAGAAAAUUAUA